UUUGCCGUGAAAGACUUAAGAGCUGAAGGUCGACGGGACCCUCAAUCAAGGCUUCAAAUUCUUUUAGUGGUUGUUCUUUUGUCAGCAUGGAGACCCAAGAAGCAAAGCUCAUCAAUAAAGGCCUGGAGGAUGAGAUGGAGAUGUGGGGGUGGAAAAGGAUCCUGGUCGGGGUAGGUGCAUUUUUCUCUGCUGGACUCCUGCUCCUGCUGCUUUACUGGCUGCCCGAGUUGGGGGUCAAAGCCACCUGCACACUAACGUCACUGACGGAAGCGCAAACGCUGCUGCUCAGGACCACGGAUGAUUUCAAGCAGUGGUUUUGUGCCAAAGUGCACAUGAUGCUGGCUUCUGGUAAGACGCCCUUUGAUAGUAUCAAGUACUUCACCCACCAUAGUAUCAAAUAUUACUGGAAUGAAGGUUCCCACAACUUUGAAUCAUUUAAGGGUUUGGAGGACACCAAGUUGACAUGUGCUGCAAUUCACACUGACCACAGCUGUGGACUCACUAAAACACUACGGGAGUACAGAGCUUUCUUUUUUGGGGAGAAUGAGAUUGAUGUAAAAGUUCCGCCUUUACCAAAACUCUUUGCUCAAGAGGUGUUGAAUCCUUUUUACAUCUUACAGCUCUUCGGUAUUGUUCUGUGGAGUUUUCAGGAGGUGUACCACUAUUCUUUGUCUGUGUUUAUAAUGGCAAUUAUUUUAAUUGCCACCUCUUUGUACACAAUUAGAAAGCAAUUUGUGACACUCCACAACAUGGUAGUAGCACACUGUAAGGUACAAGUAUCAGUGUGCAGAGGAAGUGAAGGUGUCGAGCAAGUCUUGUCGACUGAGCUUGUGCCUGGUGAUGUCAUCGCAAUUCCAGCCAAUGGGAUGAUCAUGCCCUGUGAUGCUGCGCUUAUCUGUGGCUCCUGCACUGUUGAUGAGAGCAUGUUGACAGGGGAGAGUGUACCUGUUACUAAGAGCAGUGUACCAAGUUCAGGUGAGGAUGCAGAGAGGCUCUACAGUACAGAAAAACACAAACAACACACCCUCUUCUGUGGCUCACACGUGAUCCACAGCCAUCACUAUGCUGGUGAGCUGGCAAAGGUGGUCGUGGUCAGAACAGGUUUUAGUACAGAAAAAGGCCAGCUGGUGCGCUCCAUCCUCUACCCAAAACCCAUCAACUUCAGAUUGCACCGUGAUGCUGUCCAAUUCCUGAUGUAUAUGGCGGGGGUGGCAGUGAUUGGCUUUGUCUACACCGUCACGAUCAGUGUCAGAAAUGAGGUUCCUCUGCAGUCCAUCAUCUUUGAUUCUCUGAACAUCGUCCUUGUUUCUGUCCCCGUGUUCUUGCCUAUGACCUUAACAGUUGGCCUUGUGCACGCACAACGGCGCAUGAAGCAAGUUGGGAUUUUUUGCAUCAGUCCGCAAAGGAUCAACAUCUCUGGUCAACUGAACCUGGUCUGCUUUGACAAGACUGGUAGUCUCACUGAGGACAGUUUGGACCUAUGGUGUAUUCAGAAAGCUGAAGGUGGCAUUUUUUCAGCUCCAAACACUGAGGUGAUCACAGGGAGUCUGGUGAAGACUUCGUUUUUUGCCUGCAUGGCAACGUGCCACUCGCUGACCAGUUUAAACGGCAAACUCUAUGGAGACCCUUUGGAAAUCAAGAUGUUCAGUGCCACAGGGUCGAACCUCACGGAGGAAAAAAAUAAACAGACUGAAGUUCAUGAUCUCAAAAUUUCCACCGUUGUACGAUUUCCUGAUCAGUCCAGGGAGUUUGGCAUUGUGCGCCAGUUCCCUUUCUCUUUGGGACUGAAGAGAAUGAGUGUGGUGGACCGGCAGCUGGGACAAAAUCACUUGGACGUCUACCUGAAAGGAGCACCAGAAACUGUAGCUAACCUCUGCAAACCACACACAGUCCCGCAGAGUUUUACAGAGACUCUGGAGUCUUACACACGUCAAGGAUUCAGGGUUAUUGCCUUGGCUCAUCAUCAGUUGGAGUCUGACCUCUGCUGGUCUAAAGUCCUGAGUCUCAGCAGAGAGCAGGUAGAGUCUAACUUGGACUUCCUUGGUUUGAUCGUCAUGCAGAACAAACUCAAAAAAGAAACUGCUGGUGUAUUGGCUGACUUACGACAAGCCAACAUUCGAACUUUGAUGGUUACAGGUGACAACAUGUGGACAGCAAUAUCAGUGGCUCGAGACUGUGGGAUGAUUCAAGCUAAUGAGAACGUCAUUAUUGCAGAUGCUGUCCCCCCGAGUCAUCAAAACCCUGCUAGUAUCAUAUGGCGCUACACUGAAAACCCUGUUUUGAACAAUAAUCAGAGGGCUGAGAUCAGCUUUGCAGAUGGCGAUGUGCACUGUUUGGGGGACCCAGACUAUCACUUUGCUGUGAGUGGCCAAGCCUUCGCUGUCAUCACUGAAUAUUUUCCACAACUUUUCCAGAAGCUCCUCUUGAGAGCCUCUUUGUUUGCCCAUAUGACUCCAGACCAGAAGACUCGACUAGUCCAAGCCCUGCAGGGCAUUGAUUACACUGUUGGGAUGUGUGGGGAUGGUGCUAACGACUGUGGGAUGAGUAGGUACUCUCACAGUGGGAUCUCUUUGUCUGAGCUGGAGGCCUCUGUGGCUUCUCCCUUCACAUCGUCCAUCGCGAAUAUCUCCUGCAUGCCCAACCUCAUCAGAGAAGGCCGUGCUGCUCUUGUCACAUCUUUCUGUGUGUUCAAGUUCAUGGCCCUCUUCAGUCUUAUCUUGUUUUGCAGCAUGACUUUGCUCUUCUCGGCUGUCGAUAACUUUGGAGUUUUUCAGUUCCUCUUGAUUGACUUUGGCAUCGGUUUAUUUGUGCCCUUUACAAUGAGCCUGAACCCUGCGUGGAAUAGUCUGGUGCGGCGCAUGCCGCCUACCUCUCUGCUUUCUGGACAGAUGCUCUCCUCAAUUUUCUCUCAAAUCCUCAACUGCCUGCUCUUCCAGUUUUUGACUUUCUUCUUGGUACAACAACAGAGUUGGUAUCAGACACCCAUGUCAAUGUAAGAGAAUAUUUACAGUUUCGGUGACACUUGCAGCCUGAAUGAAACUGAAGCUGAAUACAAGCACAACUUCAAGAGCUUUGAAAACACCUCCGUCUUCUAUGUCUCUACAUUCCAGUACUUGAUUGUAGCCAUUGUCUUCUCCAAAGGAAAACCUUUCAGACAACCAAGCUAUAAAAACUGGCCUUUUAUAUUGACCUGCUCAAUUCUGUAUGCUUUUCUCUUGUUCAUCAUCCUGAAUCCAGUUCCUUCUAUCGACAACCUAUUUCAGAUUGCGUGCAUUCCCUACGCCUGGCGCAUUACACUUAUCAUUAUUGUUUUUAUUUUGAUCCAUGACACUUUGUGGAGGAUAAUUACAGCCCAUCUGUGUGAAAAUGGAGCCAGGAAUCCCCUCGCUAUUAAAUCAAUGCAGAUGGUGAAUGACCGUCGGGGCUCGCCCUUCCUCUCCAGGAUCUUCUGCAGGCAAAACCGUCCUCCAAAGAGUAAAUACGAGUGCCUGGCUCUGAAAGUGCAGGAUGAGCCUGACUGGCCUCCCGCACCCUCCACUACCACCUAUGCCAGCACUGCUCAGUAUCACAUUUCUGUCCCUUUGUGACAUCAACAAAUAAAAGUCAGCUGGGAAACAUGU
This is a messenger RNA of Syngnathoides biaculeatus (alligator pipefish), 3620 nucleotides long. RefSeq names its product polyamine-transporting ATPase 13A3-like. Gene Ontology annotation, cellular component: late endosome membrane. Gene Ontology annotation, biological process: polyamine transmembrane transport; intracellular calcium ion homeostasis. Gene Ontology annotation, molecular function: ATP binding; P-type transmembrane transporter activity; ATP hydrolysis activity. Lineage: Eukaryota; Metazoa; Chordata; Actinopteri; Syngnathiformes; Syngnathidae. The record is from RefSeq and is a predicted model, not a curated record. The transcript has 31 exons.